Molecule: messenger RNA, 2979 nt
Organism: Schistocerca nitens (vagrant locust)
Lineage: Eukaryota; Metazoa; Arthropoda; Insecta; Orthoptera; Acrididae
Product: cuticle protein 19.8-like
Exons: 5
Coding region: 30-764 (244 amino acids)
Cellular component (GO): extracellular matrix
Source: RefSeq, a predicted model, not a curated record
UUCAGUGCCGCGACACGCUCUCAGACGCCAUGGGGAUCUACCGCGCAUUCACGGUGACUGUCCUGGGCCUCGUAAUUUGUUCCAGCCUAGCAUCAGCUGGACAUCUCGUCGCCUACGCACCCACCUAUGUGAAGCCCGCCAACUAUGCGCACCAGGCCUACCGGUUCAACUACGGCGUGCGUGACCUCAGCACGGGAGACCUCAAGUCCCAGUGGGAGGCUCGCGAGGGAGGCAUCGUCAAGGGCAGCUACAGCGUGCUGGACGCCGACGGGUCGGUGCGCACCGUCAGCUACACAGCGGACGACGUGAACGGCUUCAACGCGGUGGUCACCAAGUCGAACCCCGGCGCGCACCCGCCCGCGGUGCCUCCUGUGCUCGUGCAGAAGCCUGUCGUCGUGGCCAAACCCCUGCCGCCCCCCGUGGUGGUCGUCACGCGGCCGCCCCCGCCGCCACCCACUACGGUGCUCGUCACCCCCAGGCCGCAGCCACCCGUCAUAGUGAGUGUGGCGAAGCCGGUGCUGCCAGCAUAUGCGCCGCGGCCGACCGUCGUGGUGCCCACUGCGCAGCGGCCGUCGCUGACCAAUCAGGGGCCGGUGCUCUUCCCACCCAACGCUGAGGACGCACAGCAGCAGCCGGCGCGCCCUGCCGGCGUCAGCUCGGCGCAGCAACAGCAGCUGCUCUUGCAGCAGCUAUACGAACAGCAACAGCAACAACAGCAGCAGUACCCACAACAGGGCUACGGGUAUGGCUACAGUGCCUACUGAGGACUCUCUGACCUGUUCACUGCUGCCGACGUACACCAUGACUGGCUUUGACUACCUACUCUACUCCAGUGACACCUGCUGCUACUGCUAUAACUGUGUGACUUUCAGCAACAAGUCCCCUACUGGCCUCCACUGGACUUGGGAGUGGGACGUAUGACCAUAAUGACGACUGAGCAUUCUGUAGAGAAGCAGAAAUGUUAGACACACCAGUACAACGAAACCAUCCGUCAGCUGUCCACGCGUUUUCCAACCUCCCUUUCUCUCAGUAUACCAACUUCACCCAUUCCACAAUCCCUGCGCCAGGUGAAGUCCACAGCAAAUCUUUUGGCACCUGUGCUACAGCCUCACCUAAACUACUAACACUGCCCCAUUUACCAGAAUGACGGUGUGAUGGUUGAUAUCUGUCUGAAGCACUUAGAUACUCGUGUUGCACAUGUACACGGGAUACUUUUCUUUUACCGUUCCUGUCUCCCCUCUGACAUCAGACAUCUUGUGGCUCACUCAUAGUAAACUCCUAAAGGCAGUGAAUCAGGCCUCCGAUUAAUUCUGUCUGUUCUCCAGUGCUUCUUCUCAGCCAUGUUAAUUUUUCUUCUAAUGAUCUGAAAUCGUUGAAAAAUUGUUGAAAAAGCCCACAAAAGUUGUUCACUAGCAUGUCCUAAGCCCAUAAUCAGUUAUGUGAAAUUGUUGAUGAAUUUAUGAAGCAGCUCACAAAAUUUAUUUACUAGCGUACUCCAUUCUUAGAGCUAGACCAAACGUACUGUGUGGCGAAAUAAAUCAAGGUAUUGCAAUUCUACAGAUAUCUGUACAAAUAGACGAACUGUCGUCUUCGUUUCAGUUCACCAGCAUCAUUCAUCUUCCACACUACCUGCUUCGCUCUCAAAGAAUUGUUUUGAGUGAGUACGCUUAUUAAAUUUCCUGCAGCCAAACUCGCCGGUUUUUUGCCGUUUGAAAGUAUCGAGGAACUGCUGAUGAAGCUGACCAAACUGUUUAUUUUGUUAUUUCCAGACAGUCGUACUCCUACUACCCGAUCAAGCAAAGUACUCAAUGUUCUUCUUAGUCACAAAUUGAAACCUAUGCAUAAUCUUAUGUAGUCUGUAUAAUUCUCAUCUUCGUUACAGUGACACUAGAUAGUAAGAAGAGAAGAAGUUCUAUCUUUGACAAACUGUGUACCUCAAAUCAUUUCAAAACACACCCUCGUAGCUUCUGGCCCAAUUUUCUGCUUAAGCAGGCUGUAAUAGCGACACUUGGACAGUGUAUCAGAGAUAAUAAUAAUAUAUCACUAGUGGAAGGAGAAAGCCGGUUUGGAGCAAGAAAAUACACACUCUAGAUUUCUCCAGCAGAACUAAUAUUUCUUCCAGAUUAUAUAUCACAAAUUGGUUGCCACAGGCUUGAAAACCGAUGUCAGUAGAUCAUCUCUUACGAAUUUGGAUCUGUCAUUAUUCAAGGUUCACAUGUAACAACACAGAUUUUUUGAAAUUAUUGAUGGGUUUAGAAAAUUCUCAAUCAACGGAAGAGCUGCGUGACUAAAUUACCUUAAUGACACAGACAAUAUGUUUUAGGUCGAAACUUAAGAACGUACAAUACAAUGAAACAAUGAGGUCGUGUACACGUGUUUAUCCUCACAAGAUCCAACGAUAACCCACUUGCUUCUCCGUAGUGGUUAGCUGCACCAGCUUCCUGAAACAAUCUGGACUUAUUGUUCGUUUACAGGCGGCAGUGGGCUGUGUCACAAUCUGCUAUGUAUGUGUGUCUGAAAUCCAUAUAAUGAUAGAAACGGAAGUAGAAGUCAAUGGUGAGCCAACUUAUAACGACACACAGUAAGAGAGUUUCCUUGCCUGACAAUAUAAGCUUGUAACUACCCCUUACCCAGAAUGAAAAGUUUCCUAUCCGACAAUGGACUUUUCACCAGAGGACAUAUUCAGAGCUUCACAUUCGGCCUUUUUAUCAGUACAUAUUAUACGUCCAAGAAGAACAGGUUGCUGUAAUGAAAGCAGUUCGAGACAGCAUGGGCAUUAAUCAGCUGCUGUUCCAUUCAAACUAAUAACUUAACACUCUCCAUAUUGACAGCUGACGUACAUCACUCAAAAGACAUUUGUAAUCGUCGCCAAAGACGACAGUGAAGAAAGCAUCUUCUUCACAGUCAUCUCCAUCAUGUGCAAUAUUAACAAAUGUGCUACUCAUGGAAAUUUUAUUUUGUAAUUGUUUUAUUUUUAUU